AUGAACCUACGAGCCUACGCGAGCAACUCAAAAGAAUUGAAUGAAUUCUUCGAACAGAAUGAGAAUUGUAAAGUUCAACAAAUACAGAAACUACUUGGACUACGCUGGAACACAGAGGAUGAUACACUUAUCAUUUCGUUGCCUGAAACCCCUAAGAGAGACUUCGUAUGGACCAAAAGAAAGGUUUUGAGACAUAUCGCUCAAAUCUACGACCCAAUCGGAUUAUUUUCGCCGGUCCUCCUCAUUGGAAAAUUAUCGACUUAUCUUGGGAUGAAACCCUACCUAACAAGGAGUACGAAGUGGCAUCAAAUAAUCUCUUCCUGGACAAUACCAGAACUGACUAUACCACGAUUGAUCAUCGAUCCAAAUGAUUUUUCAGCAGAUUUCGACAUUCACGUAUUCACCGAUGCUUCAGCUAACGCCUACUGCGCCGUUGCUUAUAUCGUACAACGUCACACGGGCAAACCCACAAGGAUAUCGUUACUUAUGUCAAAAUCCAGGUUAGCUCCACUCAAUCAAUCCAUCACAAUUCCCCGACUGGAAUUAGCCGCACUGAUGAUUGGCGCGAAACUUCUCACAUACGUCACGAAGCAACUCGACCUCCGCAUUUCCAAAAGGUAUCUUUGGACCGAUAGCAUCGUAUCUCUUGCUUGGACUAGAAGCAAUAGAGACCUUCCCGUCUUCGUCCGAAAUCGUGUAAGGAUCAUUCUCGAAAACACCACAGAUGUCAUUUUGAGGCAUAUUCCCGGUGAACUCAAUCCUGCAGAUGUAGGAACACGAGGAGCUGCAAUUGAGGAGCUACUGAAGUUCAAGCAGUGGUGGAAUGGACCAAAAUUUCUCAUGGAGAAACCAGAAUCGUGGCCCUCCAAUUGGCUGGAAACUCUUGAAACUAGCAAAACAGACUCUGCAAAAGAAGGAAAAAGGAAGAAGUCUCAAACGUUUCUGUGCAAUCCGCUUUCCUCAUCUGUCUUCUUAUCUAACAAAAAUGUCGGUCCUGACAAUUGGAACAAUAUGGUCAUAGAUGCGUCACGUUUUAGCACAUGGACCAAGCUAGUAAACACCCUCGCGUAUGUUCUGAAAUUCAUAACAGAUAGGAUACCAAGAACGACUACAGUAUUUGGAUACUCAAAGGCAGCACGUCUGAAUCAUGCAGAAAUUAUCAUAUUUCGUCUUGCUCAGGCGAUGACUCCACCUUCCGAGGAACACAAGAAGCAACUCCAUCUUUUCCAGUGCGCCCGAACUCAGUUAUGGAAAAGUAAAGGCCGAAUAGACUACGCUAAUCUACCUUCGGAAGCAACUACUCCAGUCUAUUUGCCACGCAUGAACAAGAUAACCUCACUUUUUGUACUUCACAUUCAUCAA
Messenger RNA from Cylicostephanus goldi, 1362 nucleotides. The record is from the annotation of a GenBank genome assembly. NCBI's taxonomy places the organism in Eukaryota, Metazoa, Nematoda, Chromadorea, Rhabditida, Strongylidae.